AUGUCCGACUUUGAGCCGGUCACACCCGGGCCGGCCUUUCAGGCGGAGUGGGCCAAGUGGCAGAAACAGCUACGUGAAUGGCGCCAAGCUUACGAUGAGUGGCGCCAAGUGCUGCAGCAGCUUCAGGAGUGGGAUGAGAAGGAGAGCAAAGGAAUACAGCUCCCCUCCAUUGAUCCCAACUUUGAUGUCUUCGGCGUGGAGAACAUCCUGGAUAUUGGAGAGGGCGAGCCUCUCUUCGGGAAUUUCGAAUACGAGGACUGGCUUCUCCUCAGCACCAGGGUGGAGCUGCACUUGCUGGUACACCACUUCCGCGACGACACUGGCGGUGCAGUCUUGGACGAGUCAAACCUGGCUCAUUACUACAAAUGCUACUUCAAAAGGAACUUCAAGCCUGAAGACUUUGCAGUCAAAGCUGCGGAAGAGGUUAUUCUCCUGGUGGAGGACUCAGUUUGCAUUGAGAAUGCCUUGCUGGAGCACAAGCUUCCGGAGAACACCUCCUGGUUGCAUUUCCUGAAGUUGACGGAGCAACUGCGACGGGAGCGGAUGCAAGCCCUUGAGGCCGGGGAUGAGACCGUAACUCUCAGCUUCCCAGGCGCCGAGAAGGAGCGGGAAGCUGCCAGGAAGAAGCAGGCUGCGAAAGAGGCUGAACUCGCCGAAGCAGGCAAGGAAGAGUUGCGACCGCUGGAGCGACGGAGCAGGCCAAGCGGCCCCAGCGGCCCUGCCAAGCGGCCUCUUCGGGAGGGGCUCCGGGAAGCUCAGGGCCCGACCAAGGCCCUUCGUGUUGAUGAAAGGCGAGGUGGUGAUCGGGAAAAAGAGAGGUACGGCGACCCUGCGCGACGUUCAGUCUGGGGCACCCGCGACGAGCGCGGUCGUGAUCCACAGCGAGAACAGAGUGAUCGCGAAAGGGACAAACAUUCGGACCGGUAUCCUGAGCGGGAUCUGUACAGUGCCGGCGACAGAAGACAUCUUCAGCCCGACUCGCGAAACCAUGCUGCGACUGGAAGCCGAAUACCUGGCAGCCAUUCCCAGCAUGACCGGAAUUACGGAGCUGAUCGGGCAACCCGCACCCUUGACACGACACAGCGCGGUGUCACAAGACCUAGAGAACCGCCUCCCGUCAGUGCCUACAGUCGGGACAGGGACAGAGACAAUGCAGCUCGGAGUCGCGAAGCAGUGCCACGCUCCUCUGCCUCCGCUUCGAUCCCCAGCGCCCCGCAGGGCUCCGGCAGGGAUUCACGGAUGCCAAUUGGCGCCACCGUGGGUCGUGACAAGCGUGAUGCACCCGCUACGCCUGGUACGGGAGCUGCGAGUGCCACGGCCGCAUGCGAACGCCAUGGCAAGGGCGCGGGCAAAGUCUGGCGACAAGAGAGACACCUGGAUCCUCUGGAUGCCUUCAUGGCUGGUAUGGAGCGGCAUGGCGAGGCCUUUGCCACGGGUGAUGUUGCUCCCGAACCGCCGAAGCCUCCGACGCCGCCACCGAGGCCCGACAGACAUCACCGUGGGGGUGACGGCUAUCGAGACUCGCGUGGCUACAGGCCUGAGGCUGCGCGCCGCGACUACGGGGAUGGAUACCGGACUGAGCCCAGCCGUCCUACGGCCUACGAUCGAAGCACCACGACGGACAGCCAGAGAAGGCACGGGGCCGCUGACGGACGCAGGCCUUCUGAGCAUUGGCCGCAUGGCAUUCCUGCCUAUGGUGGCAGCGCAGAGCCUGUCCGUAGCGAUUCUGGAUACCGGCACAGCUAUGGUGACUAUGCCCAUGGCAGUCACGGCUACCAGACCGAGGAUCGUGGUCGAGGCCUCCGUGACAGGGACGCAGGCGGCCAAAGUGCGCACUACGCCGUCUACGAGCGCAGAGAUGGCAGAGGCUAUGGCCCUGGCCGUGUCAACCCGCAGGACCUGUAA
Symbiodinium sp. CCMP2592 is the source of this 1905-nucleotide messenger RNA. The record is from the annotation of a GenBank genome assembly. NCBI's taxonomy places the organism in Eukaryota, Dinophyceae, Suessiales, Symbiodiniaceae.